This is a messenger RNA of Vigna angularis (adzuki bean), 1447 nucleotides long. RefSeq lists its product as uncharacterized. Bases 517 to 1239 code for a protein of 240 amino acids. NCBI's taxonomy places the organism in Eukaryota, Viridiplantae, Streptophyta, Magnoliopsida, Fabales, Fabaceae. The transcript is spliced from 4 exons. The record is from RefSeq and is a predicted model, not a curated record. Gene Ontology annotation, cellular component: RNA polymerase III complex. Gene Ontology annotation, biological process: transcription by RNA polymerase III.
AAAUGGGUUCUGAUUAAAUUAGGGUCGGGUUAGCCCCGGAGCCCUAACAACGUAUUUUUUCUUUCGACCCUGAAUUAUUCUCUGAUCAAACACUUGCUUAAGAGCUAGCAACCGCAGCAUAGGUCGACGGCAGACGGCGGCGCAUGGUGGACGACAGCACAAAGUAGAAUCAACGACAGCACUUGACGGCAGCGGUGGUACAGGCGGCGAAGAAGAAUCAAGGAAACCAAGUGUGAAGAGGGUGUAUGAGGAUCCACACGGUUGCAAUGAGAUCCAUGGCACAUUUUCUUACCAAAACAUGUCUACUAUUGAUAUUUUGGUCUUUGACAAGUUAAUCCAUCUGGAAAUUUCAUUUGGAAGCUAUUCUGGAAAUUUCAUUUGGAAGCUAAUGAAAGGAAGAACAUUGGUCUGAGAUAGAAAGAAGUAAGCAAGGAGGUUGGACAAAAUCAGUGUAGAUCUAGAUAUUUGGAGACCCCUUAGAUCCUAUAGAGGAGUUGGAACUACUGGAGUUGAGGAAUGAGUCAAUUGCAAGAAUCUUCUUCACUUAAACGGAAGCGACAACAAGACUUGGCCUUAGUGUCGGGAUCUAUGACAGAUGGUGAACGUGUACUGUAUAAUCUCAUACAUAGCAAGAAAGACAUGGGAAUGUGGACAGGGGACAUGAAACGAGAAACGAACCUACCCGACAGCAUAGUGAAGAAAUCCUUAAAGUUGCUUCAAUCCAAGAAUCUGAUAAAGGAGGUUGUUAACAUUCAAAACAAAGGUAGAAAACACUACAUGGCAGCGGAGUUUGAACCUUCCAAGGAAAUCACUGGUGGGGAUUGGUAUACUCAAGGGAGUCUUGAUACCUAUUUCAUAAACCUUGUAAAGGACGUGUGCUUGAAGUGCAUUUUCAGGCAGAAAGUUGCAACAUACGAUGGAAUUUUGGAGUGGAGCAGAAAGAGUGGUGUCUUCACGGUAGAAAUCACAGCACAGCAAACAGAUGAGAUUUUGCGAGCUUUGGUUUUGGAUGAUGAGAUUGAAGAAGUGAAGAGCACUGGAAUAGGGGAUUUUUCAUCUGUUCCUGUUGGCAGAAUUUGUUACAGAUGCAAACGUAAAGGUGGCAUCAGAGGGGAACAAAAACCAGGUGCCAUGGCCUCCAUUCCAUGUGGAGUUUGUCCACGAAUAAACUUCUGUACACCAGAUGGCAUUAUCUCCCCAAGAACUUGUGUCUAUUAUCAGAAAUGGUUGGACUUCUAAAGAUUCAAACAACAGUUCAUAGGUUAGAUAAGACCCUUAUAUCUUUCACUCUCAUCUUGCAGCUGUUGUCUUUGUAUUGUAAACUUAUGUAUCAAAGCUCCUGCAUUAAAGUCAAAGCCUUCAGUGAGAGUUAGAAAGUUCUUCUUAUGUAUCAAAGCUCCUUUUUGGAACACUCUUAGUCAGUAAUCCCAGUUGGAGAUCUUUCUAA